This is a messenger RNA of Mucor velutinosus, 2235 nucleotides long. It is a transcript of the gene SHM2, whose product is annotated as Serine hydroxymethyltransferase, cytosolic. The record is from RefSeq and is a predicted model, not a curated record. The transcript has 7 exons. The coding region runs from base 1 to 2235 and encodes 744 amino acids. Lineage: Eukaryota; Fungi; Mucoromycota; Mucoromycetes; Mucorales; Mucoraceae.
AUGUAUCAAAGAUCACACAGUGCCACAGACGUUCGUUUGGGUUGGUCAGAUUCCCUCAAAAAGUUCAAGUCUCAGCGCUACGUCAAGCGCAUUGCCCCUUUUCGGUCCAUCUCGGAUAGCAAGCAGACGUAUCUAGGCCCUCAGAAGAACACUUUAACAAAACCAAGCUACCUGAAUGCCAACAUCAUUCAAAAGGCUCUGUUGCAGAUGGUGCAACGCCAUAAAAGCUCAAAGCAGGUAGCAGCAGCAGUCCAGCAAAAGAAUCAGGAAGAAUCAGGUAGCAAUACUCCUGAAUUGUCUAUCAACGAACAAGAGCACAGUGCUGUACUUUCCGCUCCUUCUCUAGACUCCUCCAUCUCUUCUUACAAUGACAGCGAGCAUUCAUUUGACAUGGACCACAUUGUGCAAGAGCUGCUGGACAAUGACAAUACGAGUUUUUACUGCCCAAGCAAACAAGACGAGUAUGACGAAGAAGAAGAAAACAUUGUAGACAGAGCCGUAGCGAUGCUCAACAGCCAGGGAAAAAGUUCAACGUGCCCAAACUUGACAAGUAUAGCAAACAGCUCGGACAUGGGAUACCAGCAUGAUGAUGAGGAGGAGGUUGAUGAACAAGAAGAGCAACAGAGAUCCUUGCCUCCUUUGCCUACCAAAGAAGAAUCAGAGCUCGCCAUCAGCAACAAUAGCAUCGAGUUGUGUAGCAAAACAAGUAUGCUGAAACGACAGGCCACCAUCAAGAUGGCACGUGCAGCUUCAAGGGGACAAAUUCAUCUCAAACGUGCUGCUACUUGGUUAGGCCAGAAGAUGCUGCUUGCCUCUCCUCAAAUGCAAAAUUUUGGUCUGCUAGUGUCUCAAAAGUACCAUUCAGUUACUAAUUUUGGAGGCAAUGCCAUGUUGCGAUUGAAUAGCACCAGCCAUUUCGACACCUUCCCGCCUGCGCUGUCCAUGAGCGCUUCUUCCGCCUACACCAGUGCCUACAGUCUAUCCAGCAGUGUUGAUCAAGAACAGCAGCUACAGAUGCAGCCGCAAAAGGCUAGAAAAUUGGGAUUUUCAGAGCAAGUGAUCUAUGGUACAGACGCUGAUCAUUUUGCGUAUCUGAGAAAUCAAUUGGACAAGAAACACUCACCUUCCACUAAACACACUGCCAGUGCCAUGAACAAGCGCACCUUUGUUGCGCCAAAGAGAAUCAUGUAUUGCCGAGUCAUGCAGAUCAUAAAUCUUGCUUCCACUCGUGAUUGCGAUUAUGAGUUGCACGUUCAACUAAACCAUGUGACAAUGGCGUCCAAACGUGGCGUAUUGCGUAAAGUAGAUAAACAUGCCAGUGCUGAUAGACCUUAUGAUGAAGCCCUCGUAUUCCAAGUGGAAGAACCAUUCUCACUCAAUUUUGUCGUUGCAGCUCGCCAUACCAACACUGUGUUCCGUGAAGGAUUAGCCAAGAUAGGCAUUUGGCCACUCCAAUCAACUGCCACAGACUCAGCAGCUUCUUCAAAGCAGAAAGCAUUGCCACAACUACCCAUUGCUGGCUACACUUGCCUCAACUUUGAAAACAAGAUGGACAUCUUGGAUCAAGGAAUAUCUCGAUUUAGGUUGAACAAGCCUGUGGAUAAAUCAUCGAACCGUUGGUUGAACCUCGAGUUACUCAUAGACAUCAAAGUGGAGGAAGUAUUGCCUGCUGUUGUUCAUCGUUUCCCAUGGUCUUACACUACAAAUCAAUGUCCUUCCUCUUCUUACGAAAGCAUUGACGAAAAAAUUAUCUCGGAUCCCAGAGAGUUACUCGUGUCUCAAAAGCACUGUCAAGAGGGGGACUACUUAACGAUUUAUACCAGAGGAAUGGCACAUCCUACUUGGAAACGUUAUUGGGUUGUUAUGGAGAAAGAUCAAUUGGUUUUGCAUGAUUUCACAUUCAAGGACACAAAGCAACCGUUGAGCAUUAUCUCGCUGAGUGCGUUGCUAUCUGUAGGCAAACCAAGUAUAGACGACUGUGAAAAUGUCGGCAUUGCCAGAAAGACUGGUAUCAUGCUGCAGUUCAACAGAGCAAGCGCAGUAUUAUCAGAGCCUGUUCGACUUGAGAGCGAUGAGGGCUUGGAAGGGAAAGCGUAUGUAUAUGGUGAUAGCGAGCAGAAUACGGUUCACUGGCGCAGAGCGUUGAGUGCAUACGUUUCGUCAGACGAGGCAUCAAGUAAAGUAGAGACGCAUCAGCAUAGCCAAGGUGGUGUUGAUUUGCGCUUCUUGUGGUGA